CUGACAGAGGUUCCCGCGGCAGUGGGUCCUGGCAAGACGAGCGUGAUGGAGGUGGAGGUGGGCGUGCCCCGAGGCGUGAGCCAUCUAAUGGGCGUGGUCGUCACGGGCGCCCCAGAAGACGUGUCCCUGUGCUCGGCUCAUGUCACCUUCGUGGGGGACCUCAUGCCAUGUCUCAAUGGCUCAAAGGCCUCCACUCAGCCACUGAGCAACGGACUCCUGUUAGACCUCGGCCGCGUGUGCCGCGUUGAGCAACAGUUAGUAGAUGAACAUGUAGAUGUUGAUAUCAUUAAGGUGAAGGUCGCUUUCCUUCCUGUCAACCCAGAUGCGUCGACUUUACAGUUUACUGCCGAUGUGCUUUAUGAUGGAACCGCUCAAGAGCUGGCAGCCGUUUCUCCUGUUAUUCCCAUCGACGCCAACAUUUCCUUGGGGGUAAGCAACGGAAACCCCAUUGUCACUGGCGGUGUUUUCAAUGACUCUGUUAUCAGCGUAAAGGAGACGUCCACCGCCAUCUUCAACAUCACAAUCCCGGUGGGCCAGUCGAUUCCCCUUCGAGCUGUACUGUCAACUUCGCCGGCAGAAGGAAGGUCCAGCUUCCUUCUUAGCAACGUCCGGAUCGUCUAUGCUGGCAGGAACGUGGAGUGCUCGCUGCCGGCCGCGGAGGUUGCCCUGGCUAAUGGAGGCAUGGCGGUCAGUGGCUCGUAUUUUGAUGACGAAGUUGAUAUCAUCAGCCUUGACUUUGGCAUUAUAACGAACACAGAGGAACGUGCUUACUAA
This is a messenger RNA of Penaeus monodon (black tiger shrimp), 774 nucleotides long. RefSeq lists its product as uncharacterized. The record is from RefSeq and is a predicted model, not a curated record. Bases 46 to 774 code for a protein of 242 amino acids. The transcript is spliced from 7 exons. NCBI's taxonomy places the organism in Eukaryota, Metazoa, Arthropoda, Malacostraca, Decapoda, Penaeidae.